AAGCCCCAUAAACAUAGGAAAAUCCUAAUGGCAUCAUCCAUGGCGCCCGCUCUAUCUUCGUCCCUCUGCUCAACCCCUCGAAAAUCAUCAAUCAUCCCUUUCUUACCCUCAUUUCAGACGUCCAUUUCCCUCCAAUUUAACUUCAAAGUCCGCAAACCCAUAUCCAAAUUCAAGCAGAAGAACACCAUCACCCUAACGGCAAUCACCUGUUUGAAAUCAGGAAGUAAAUAUGCAGCAGAAGAAACGAAUUCAAGUUUCGCUGUCACUGCGCCAUCUUUAGCCGAAUCAAAUGGUCAACGAAACUGGAUUGUAGUAGUUAAGGCUCCUCCUUCGCAACAAGCUGUUUCUAAACCAGAUGUUAUUGAUUAUUAUGUCAAAAUUUUGGAGAGGGUUUUGGGCAGUGAGAAGGAGGCUCAAGGCUGCAUAUACAAUGCUUCUUGCGACACCCAUUUUAGUUUCUGCUGCGAUAUGGACGAAGAAACUUCCCAAAAACUCGCAUGUUUGCCAGAGGUAUUAUCAAUCAAACCCGAUCCAGAUUUCAACUCUGUACAAAAGGGCUAUAGCAAUGAAAAGAAGAUGCCAGCAUCAGGAGUCUUAACUAGGGCACACUUAGUUGAUUAUUAUACUCAGAUACUAACCAAAGUUUUGGGAAAUGAGAAGGAUGCACAAAUGUGUAUAUAUCAUAUUUCCCUACACUCUGACUAUGGAUUCUGUUGUGAACUCAAUGAUGAGUACGCAAAGGAAUUAUCCAGUGUUCCUGGCGUUAUAUCUGUUAAACCAGAUGGGUCUUUCGAUUCAGAUGAUAAAGAUUAUAGAGAUUAUAAUAUUCAAGAUUCCUCGUUAACAAAUCAGCCAACAAAUAUCAAAACAAAGAAGCUUUUUGUAACUGGUCUGUCGUUCUAUACAUCCGAGAAAACUUUACGUGCGGCAUUUGAAGGUUUUGGAGAGCUUGUUGAGGUUAAAAUAAUAAUGGACAAGAUCUCAAAAAGGUCAAAAGGUUUUGCAUUUAUUGAGUACACUACUGAGGAAGCUGCAAGUGCAGCUCUUAAAGAAAUGAAUGGCAAGAUUAUAAAUGGUUGGAUGAUAGUUGUUGAUGUUGCCAAAACAAACCCACCAAAGUACAGCAGAGGGCGUCUUAGACCACCGCAGUAAUGUGUAUUAUGGGGGUAGAAUCGUCAAUUUUUUGUUUGGUAUCAUUUAUUUUUACUAGCAGAGUUGUAUAAUAAUAGCAGAAUGUUAGUGGACGUGUGACGUGUCUUGUUAGUGUUAGGAUGAUGUAGUGAUAGUUACACGAAGAGAUAAUGUUUACAUGGUUUUACAAUUUUGUGAUUGGAAU
Messenger RNA from Lactuca virosa, 1336 nucleotides. The record is from the annotation of a GenBank genome assembly. NCBI's taxonomy places the organism in Eukaryota, Viridiplantae, Streptophyta, Magnoliopsida, Asterales, Asteraceae.